CCAAUCAAGUAUCAAUCAGAUUACCAAUCAGAGCUUCGGACAUCAAUGUCGCUUAUCUUUUUAUAUAGGACUCUAGUAACAAUCAAAGGUGAUUGGCUGGAUCUAAAAGUAUGAACCAAUCGUCUCUAAUUGCUACUAACAACUAUUAAGGGGGGAAGCCGGUCUAGAAUUUUGAAAAAAUCGAAAAUUUGUUUUUUGUCUUAAAAGGUGCUUUAGGGUCUUAAAAAUAACAUACCAAAAGAUGGAUGCCGGAAAAAAUGUGUAAAUGCCCAAAUGCGACAGCACUCAAGUAUGCCCCAAGCGCCUUUUAUCCCAGUACGCGCUGUAAUUUUUGAGUACGGGAGCAAUUCACCUAUGCGCGUUGAAGUGUUCGAAGCUAUAAAGCCGAUAUACGAAAGACUUACGUCGGACGAUCUUCUCACUCGUUGUAUCGGACGCUACACGCAAAACAACAACGAGAGUUUCAACUCAACUGUGUGGGCGAUAGUUCCGAAAACUAUGAAUUCUUGCAAAGUGAUAGUGGAUAUUGCUACAAGUAUUGCUUCAUGUGUCUUCAACGAUGGACUAAGAUCAAUUUUGCACAUAUUCGAUGUCAUGAAGAUGAAAAUUGGACCAAACAGUUACAAUGUGUGCACGAAGAUAGAUGCGAACCGUAUCAAGAAAGCGGAACAAUCACUCAGUGUCGGCGCAAAAGAAACUCGCAUGCAAUUGAAAGCUUUCCGAAAGGAAAAAGAAGCCGAAGAGGUUGAUGUAGAAGGACAAUUGUACGGCGCAGGCAUCGCAGAUUAAAGGACCAAAAUUAAGGAGGUUAUGUCUUCGGCCAUGGAGCCACUGAAAAAAAAGGCGUCUUCGGAGAAAUGCUGGACAGCCGCCAUUUUGAAAUUAAUUAACAUGAAAAAAUUUGUAUUUGUACUUUAAAACCUAUAUUAUAAAACCUAUUUCACAGAUUUUUGGUUGAUCCUUUUGUUGAGUCACAAAAAAUUCAUAAAGUAUGCCCAUUUUUUCGCGCUCUAGAGCAGCUUCCCCCCUUAAUUUUGAUGGAGCAGUGCGAUUCACAGUAUCAGCAAAGAUUCAAAUUAGGAUAGAGAAGUACAAUAUUUAUUAAUUGAUACAGAAAAACUUGGUGAAGUGUUAAGAUAGUUGUUAGUUAAACGCGUGAAUCAGAGAGUCUGUUGUUUUUUGUGUGUAGACCGUGUGUUACGAAAAUGUAGUUAUCAGAUGCGCUAUCUGGGGGUCGAUUGUGUAUCUCGACUUUCCUCACUUCUCGUAUUUUCAUCUCACAUGAAAAAAUACGCGCGAUUGGCUAUGAGCAUAGUGAAAAUGCGAUAUCCCUAUGCUCACAUGAGUGAAAACCACAAAUGCGAAUGCGAACAAUGGUAGAAUACUUCAUAUAACCUUUAACAAACGGUGUAUCACCUCUGAGUUAAAUAAUCUCCAAUAAUCUCAAAGUCCCUCCUGUUGACAAUUGAUGACGCGUGUCCCGAGUAAGAUACCAAUUUAACAAAAACGGUGCGUAAAUAUUGCAUAAUUUAUUUACAAUAUAUACUUAUAUUAUUUACAACUUAUUAUUUAUUUAUUGUUAUUUAUUAUUUAUAUACUUAUAUUAUUAUUAAUUUAUUUAUAUACUUUAUACAAUUUUACAAUGUACCCUAACAGCACAAAGUCGACUUUAAGUCGACUAUGAGUCGGCCAUAACUGCUAGACGUCUGGAAAAUGGACGUCCAUAAAUUGACUUUAGACGACUUAAAGACGUCUACGAGGUGUGUUCAAAAAGUAUCGCGAAUUUUGAAUUUUCGCGGGUUACGUAUAUUCGAAUUUCGAUCUUUUU
Molecule: messenger RNA, 1828 nt
Organism: Solenopsis invicta (red fire ant)
Lineage: Eukaryota; Metazoa; Arthropoda; Insecta; Hymenoptera; Formicidae
Exons: 2
Coding region: 274-789 (171 amino acids)
Source: RefSeq, a predicted model, not a curated record